AUUACACAGCGAGCAGCAGUGGAGUGUUGAGUGGAGUCAUGAUUCAGUGCUGUCGAAAGGAAUGAAUAAACGGGGCGAAACAUUCACAGAGCAAUUGAAUAAAUCCUAAGGACGUUUUCACCCUCUUGGGUAGCGGAGUUUGAUUUAAGUUCGCCCGUACUUAAACGCGAGGAUACCACAAUUCACGUCUCAGAGAAGAAGUGUGAAGCAGAUUUCUGAAAAGCAGCACGCUUGCCAUCAGCUGGAAGGAGAGACAUAUACAGGGGCAGGGAAAAGCUUCAGCAAGAGGCACAAGUAUGGAGGGGGACUGUCUAAGCUGCAUCAAGUACCUCAUGUUCAUCUUCAACUUCUUCAUUUUUCUUGGAGGUGCAUUCCUUCUAGGGGUGGGAAUCUGGGUGCUGGUGGAUCCGACAGGUUUCCGGGAGAUUGUGGCAGCAAACCCUCUUCUGUUUACUGGAGUCUAUGCAAUUUUGAUCUUGGGCGGGAUGCUGUUCCUACUGGGAUUUCUUGGCUGCUGCGGAGCCAUACGAGAAAAUAAAUGUCUCCUACUGUUUUUCUUCAUGCUCAUACUCGUCAUAUUCCUGGCAGAGCUGUCGGUGGCCAUUCUGGCGUUCAUAUUCCGGGAGCAUCUCACCAGAGAUUACUUCACCAAGGAGCUGAAAACACAUUACCAAGGCACCAAUAGCACUGAUGUUUUCACCUCCACAUGGAACGCCAUUAUGACCACAUUUGAUUGCUGUGGGGUGAACAGUGCUGAAGACUUUGAGGAUCAGAGCCUCUUCAGGAGGCUGAACCCCAGCAGAAUAGUGCCAGAGGUCUGUUGUCAGAGGAACGAUCUGAUGAUGAGCAAAGAGGACUGUCUCAAGGGAGUUAUGCCAAUCCGGAACAAGGGCUGUUAUUCAGCAGUGGUGGACUAUUUUGAGACAUACAUCUAUAUGGCUGGAGCCCUUGCUAUUGUGGUGCUGACUAUUGAACUCUUUGCCAUGGUGUUUGCUAUGUGUUUGUUUAGAGGAAUCCAGUAAUUUUCACCCUCAGUAAGGACAUUUUGAAGAGGAAGAACAUGGCAUGACAUGGACAACGAUUUUUAAAUAAGAAAAAGAAGAAAACACUUAUAUAUUUGCCAUCUCUGUGUUGUUAUGUAAUUAUGUUGGAAUAUUUGAGAAUUGCCAAAAAUGUAUCGUACUUCACAGCUGGGACUUUGAGGUACUUGUUUGUGAAAACGUAAAAAAGUAAAAGUAAUUCGUACAUUAAAGGUGGUAUGGAGGGAUGCACUGAUAUUUGGUGGAAUAUUUAUAGAUGACAAAAUACUGAUUCCUACUAAGAUGUUUUACCUCUUAUCUACAGUAGAUUGUUCAUCACUGAUCCAGAGCCAUGCUUAAAAAAACCUACACCGUGUGAAUGGAAGUGUGUCUGAGAAACAGAAAAGUUUGGUUUGUGUGUGUGCUUGUGUUUCUGUAAAAAAUCUGAGAGGCCAGCAGCUUCUAUAAAAUAAUGUUUUGUGAGUUCCAGUCGUGAAUAUUUUAUGUAAUUUUAGUAAAACUGUGGUGUAUUUGUGUUGUAUCCAUUGUACACGACAUUGAAUGAUAUUAAAAAAGAAAAAAAGAA
Messenger RNA from Rhinichthys klamathensis goyatoka, 1605 nucleotides. It is a transcript of the gene tspan18a, whose product is annotated as tetraspanin 18a. The transcript is spliced from 9 exons. The record is from RefSeq and is a predicted model, not a curated record. The coding region runs from base 297 to 1022 and encodes 241 amino acids. Lineage: Eukaryota; Metazoa; Chordata; Actinopteri; Cypriniformes; Leuciscidae. Gene Ontology annotation, cellular component: membrane.